Indicator indicator is the source of this 3720-nucleotide messenger RNA. It is a transcript of the gene IRAG2, whose product is annotated as inositol 1,4,5-triphosphate receptor associated 2. NCBI's taxonomy places the organism in Eukaryota, Metazoa, Chordata, Aves, Piciformes, Indicatoridae. Gene Ontology annotation, cellular component: endoplasmic reticulum membrane. Bases 1 to 3720 code for a protein of 1239 amino acids. The transcript is spliced from 38 exons. The record is from RefSeq and is a predicted model, not a curated record.
AUGGAUAAUGUCAGCUUGAUCUCUGAAGAAGAUUUGCUGACCACUAUCUUCUGUGCAUGUGACGUAGAGCGUACAGGAAAAGUAGCAGUUUCCAAGAUAGUUGAUUACUUGAGACACACAACUAGUCGGGGAUUGGAAGACAAUGGGAUUGAAGAGUUGUUCAGCAUGCUUGACCCAGACAAGAAAGAUAUCUCCAUGGACCUGGGAACAUUUCAUGCCGUCAUGAAAGAGUGGAUUGAGGACUGUAAGGGAAAAUGGGAAGACAGUGUUACUGAGGGACCAACAGCAAGCAUGGAAGUACACAAAAACACCUCUGAAGCAAAAGAGAUGUUUGUCCAAAUGAACAUUACAUCGGGAAGCUUGGAGGCCUUUGGGGGUGAUGUGUCUAAAGGAGAUGUGGACAUUUCUGACCUGAUAACCUGUGUCGCGGACCUGCAGUACAAGAACCAGAAGCUUCAGGAAGAGAACAACAAGUUGAAGCUCACACUGGAAGCUGUGGAUGAGACUAACAAUAAGCUGUUGGCAGACAAUGAGGAUCUGCGUCAACAAACAAAAAGCAUCCAGCAUUCUGUACUGCAGGCCAAGUCUCUGGAAGAAGAACUAGAAGAAGUAAAAACUAACCUGAACCUGUCAGAAGAGAAGAGAGAGCAGGUUCUUUGCCAAAAUAAACAACUAGAAAAAGAAAAUCAGGCUCUCAUCAUCAAAAUUACUUCUCUUCAGGAAGAGAAUAUUAGGAAUAGCAUGGAGGCUGAUGGACUUCAAAAGAAGAUUUUGGAGCUGUCUAAAGAUGCAGCAGAGCUUGAGGUCCAAGCACAUAUCUAUGAGAGUACUGUGGUGAAUAAAGAGGCAAGUUUGGUCCAGAAGGAGCAGGCCAUCAAAGAACUGAAGUUAACAGUUGUGGAAUGUUCUUCAAUAAUAGAGACACUGAGGGCAGAAAAGAAAAAGCUGCUGGAGAACAUGCAACACAUGCAGCAAGAGCUGAUCUUAAAUGGCUUGAGUCUCCCAUUGCUGUGUAAACUUAACAGCAGUGUUCCUGAAGGGAUGAAUUCACUGCACUGUGAACUGGAACUUGCCCAGACUUCUGAGAUCACCAAGGCUGAGUCGAUGUCCCUGGAUGAAACGCUGGACCGUGAAGUGCUGUUUUUACUUCAGGGACCUGAAUAUGCAGGAGAAAACUUCAAGGCUAUCAUGCAAAAGCUGCUAGAGGAAGCCUCUGAAGCAGAGGAGCUUGUUGUGACUUCUUUAGAAUGGGUGAAAGACUUUGAUGUCAACACGCAACAGGCAUGGGAAAGAAAACUUGGGGCUCUCAAGCAAGAGCUAGGAGAAAAAAGACACCUUUGGAUCCAGAAACUUACUCUCUUGGAAAAAUACAAAGAAGGCCUAGAGAGGGAUUUCAUUCGAAUGGCAGGCAAUCUGAGGAGAGCUAAGACCGAGGAGUUCCACCUAAGGAAAGAGCUCUCUGCCAGGCAACAUGAGAUAAAAACUGUCAAGCAGUUACAAGCAGAAACUGCUGGCCAGGCAGAAGCCCUUGGUUUAGAGCUGCAAAAGGCUACAACACAGCUUGAGGAUGCCAGCAAACAGGUGGAGGAUCAAGCUGAAGCCUUUCGCUCUGCUUGUGAGGAAGGUGCAUCCUUGAAAUGCAAGUUAGAGGAAGCCACUUCUGAGCAGCAAAAACUCAGGGAUGUGAAUGCAGCUUUAACAAGCACUUGCCAGUUGCUGCAAGAAAAAGUGAACGACCUGAAAACAACUACCAAUGUUCUGAGAUGGGAACUGCUUCAAAGGCGACUCUGUGAAUUGCUGUGUCAGUGCUAUGCAGAGUUAAAAUCUGACUCCAGUCUGCUGCCCACAUCACAUGAGCUGGUAAAGGGGAAGCAGCUCUGUUGCUCUAAAUCACUGUGGAGUGGAGGACCCACCUUGUGCACUGAACUUCCCAGAACACUGGGCUUGGAUGUUUCCUACUGCCUUGGUACACCUCUGCUAGAUGCUCUGACCUUGGAGACCUCAUGCCCUGUGCACAGCUGGGACUGGCCUUGUAGACAUAGCUCUGGCAGCUGGACAUUUGAAAGCUCUUACCUGGGACAUGCAUCCACUUCAGAUGUGACAUCAGUGGGGUGCAAGUGGAAAAUAUGUUAUGCUGGUAACUGUACUGCUGCAGACCUUCCUGUUUCCAUUACAAUGAUGGACUCUUCACUUACUGAGAUUGACUGUGAAGAGACAAGGCUACCAGCUACCCUCAUCCCAUCCAGUGAUCACUUAACUUUACACCAAGAAGUUCUUACAUCAUCUUUGGAAAACACUGCAGCAGUAACAGGCACCCUUGCUACGGAGGAAAAAUCACUGAAGUGGUCACAUGAAAAAGCUGAUGAUCUGCUAGCUGCAGCAGCCAUGGAGAAGAACAGUGAUAAGGAUCCAGCUGCUCCUCUGUCAGGAGCAAAUCUGCCCAAGAAGGAGGGAUUCUGCCCUGUCAUGGAACCUGCAUUUCAAAACGCUUUAAAGCAAGACCUGGAAGUGGGCCAAGAAAAGAAAAACGCUGAAGAGCAGAGCAAAGAGGCAACAGCUCUGGUCCCCAGCAGGAAAGGGAGUCCACCCGUUGCAGGUGGCAUUAAAGGAGAUAAAACAAAGCCAAAUGACCUUGACUCCCCUAAUGAGAAAGAAGUGGAGGCAGAGUUUUUGAGGUUGUCUUUAGGUUUUAAAUGUGACUUGUUUACAUUGGACAAGAGAGUAAGGCUUGAAGAAAGGUCCCGAGACUUGGCAGAGGAAAAUCUGAAAAAGGAGAUCACAAAUGCUCUGAAGAUGUUAGAGGCUUUAGCUUCUUUGUGUGAAGAAGAUAACCAAGCACAGGAGAUAAUUAAGAAGCUGCAGAAGAGCUUGCAGUUCCUUAGCCAGUAUGCAGCCCGAGUCGCCAGCAGAGCAGAGAUGCUGGGAGCUAUUAACCAGGAAAGCCGAGUCAGCAAGGCUGUGGAAGUCAUGAUCCAGCACGUGGAGAACCUGAAGCGCAUGUAUGCGAAGGAGCACGCUGAGCUCGAGGAGCUGAAACAGGUCCUGCUCCAGAACGAGAGAUCCUUCACUGCUCAUGGAGAUAGAGAUGAAGCUACAAAUAAAAAGCUACCAAAUCCUUUUAACUUUAAGUCACCAGCAUCCCUACGAAGAGUUAGCAUUGCAGCAUUGCCCAGGAGUACUGCAAGUGCAGGCAUUGGGUUGCAGCUGGCCCAGCCCCGUGAGCCUGAUGGAGGGGAACACAGUGAUAAGUUCCACAGAAGAUCCAGCAGCUGGGGGCGACUAGGAGCAAAGCAAACUGAGAAGCGUCCCUCCCUCCAGCGCUUCAUGAGCACCUACUCCUGGGAAGAGUAUGAAGAGGAACAUCCUGAAACAAAAAAUGAGCAGUCAGAAUCACCUGCUGAGGUACAAGAACCAUCCAAGGAGGAAAGUGUCUCUGAAAAAAGAAGAGAGUCAUCUAAAUGGAACCUGGAAUCAGUGUGCAAGUUAAUGUCAGCCUGGGUGUCCCAUUUCAAGACUUCCUUUUCCAAUGCCAACAAAACUUUCUGGUUCUCUGUUUCCAUCCUCGUACUGCUUGCUGCUCUCACAAGCUUCCUCACUGGGCUGUCUCUUCAAAGACCAGCAGAUGCAGCACCUGUAGGAACUGGGGACUCCUGGACUCUACUACAGCAACUGUUGUGGCCGUAUGUAGGACUUCAACACUAUGGACCACCCCCCAUAUAA